UUGACCUGAUGUUUGGUUAGUUGUGUCUAGAUAAAGAACAUAACAAUUGGCGACGAGGACAAACAUGACAGCGACAUUUGGUAAAAUCGACGCUUUUGAGGAGGCGGUCGGAACGUGGGAACACUAUACAGAACGUCUGGGACAUUAUUUUGAUGCGAAUAACAUCGGAAACACGGACGAUGCAGACAAGGCAAAACGUAAGUCAAUCCUAUUGAGCGUUUGUGGCGGAAAAGUGUACAAGCUCAUGUGCGAUCUCCUUGUACCGGCUAAACCGGGCGAUAAGACAUAUGAUGAACUUGUGGCAAUAGUACAGGGCCAUUAUCAGCCAAAAUCAUCAGAAAUUGUUGAACGUUAUAAAUUCCAUAACAGAUUUCGAAGUGCGGGAGAAACUGUGUCAGAUUAUGUUGCGAGUUUGAGGCAUUUAGCGGAACACUGUAACUAUGGAGAAACCUUAGACAAUAUGUUGAGAGACAGAAUAGUUUGCGGAAUUAAUGAAGAUCGCAUUCAACGUCGGUUGUUGUCGGAGAGUGAAUUAACAUUCAAAAAGGCAUUUGACAUCGCAUAUUCGAUGGAAUUAGCGAAGAAAAACGUAAUAGACCUUCAACAAUCUACUAGUUCAAAGGAACAAGUCAACAAGUUACAGUCUUCGCAAAGCGCGAAAUUCAAAAACAAUAAACAGUUCAACAAGGGACAUCAAAGUUCUGGAAGUACUGAUAGACAUGACAAACCAUGUUGGCGGUGUGGAGGGAAGCAUAAACCUCACACAUGCAGGUUUAAGGACUAUGAAUGUUACAAGUGUGGUCAAAAGGGACACAUUAGGGAUAAGUGCCCCAACAAGGAGGGGGAUAAGUCAGGCAAGCUGUAUAAAAGGCAAAGUGGUCAGUACAGCAAACAGCCUUCCAAGGUCCAUAUGAUGGAGGAUUCUGAGGACGAGAUGUACAUGAUGUAUCACAUCAAUCACAUUGGGGAAUCAAGGAAACCCUACCAUGUCAAACUUCAAAUAGGGGGUAAGAAUGUGGACAUGGAAAUCGAUACAGGCGCUGGAAUUUCAGUGUUGAGUGAAACAACAUUUCGCGAGUUAUCUGAGGAUACUGGACUCGAACUCAAACCCACCCAGGUCAAGUUACGCACAUACACAGGGGCAAGUGUGCCUACUUUGGGCGAGUGCGUACUCACAGUGUGCUAUCGUAACUUUACGAGAGAAAUGUUGAUUGUAAUAGUCAAGGGUAACGGUCCGAAUCUCAUGGGACGCGACUGGCUAGGGAAAAUAAAGUUGAACUGGGCUGAGAUAUUCAAGGUCAGUGAGGAUCAUGAACUACAGACAGUGCUUGAUAAGCAUAAGGCAGUCUUUGCAGGAGGACUGGGUAAAGUGAAAAACUUUAAAGCCAAGAUAUAUGUGGAUCAGAACGAGAAACCGCGUUAUUUCAAGGCAAGACCAGUUCCAUACGCAUUGCGGGAAAAGAUUGAAACGGAACUGGAUAGACUGGUGCAGGAAGGCACCAUUGAGCCUGUUGAAAUGUCAGAGUGGGCGACACCUAUCGUACCCAUUGUCAAGUCGGAUUCUACCAUUCGUAUCUGUGGUGAUUACAAAGUAACUGUAAAUCAAGUGAGUAAGUUGGACAACUACCCAAUCCCUAAGACUGAAGAUUUGUAUGCUAGUCUUGGAGGUGGAGCUUUCUACUCGAAACUGGAUUUGAGCCAGGCUUAUCAGCAGUUAGAGUUGGACACCGAGUCGAAACCCUACACAACAAUCAAUACCCAUAAGGGCCUGUUUUGCUAUAAUCGUCUACCAUAUGGGAUUUCGUCAGCUCCCGGAAUUUUCCAGAGGACAAUGGAAAAUAUCCUUCAAGGUGUACCGCAAGUGAUAGUUCGUGUCGACGACAUCUUAGUCGCCGGGAGGGAUCGACAGAGUCAUAUCAAGAACUUAGAACUGGUUUUGACCAAACUGGAGAAUGCGGGUAUACACUUGAAAAAGAGUAAAUGCUUUUUCAUGAAGGAAGAAGUUGAGUAUUUGGGUCACAGGAUCACUGGAGAGGGCAUGCAACCGAUUGAGGUCAAGGUUAGAGCCAUCAAGGACGCUCCUGCGCCCAGGAACGUGAAAGAACUUCAGGCUUUCCUUGGUAUGCUUAACUAUUAUGCGUGCUAUUUACCCAACAUAAGCACAGUGCUUGCACCACUUCACAUGUUGUUAGCCAAGGAGACUGACUGGAAGUGGGGAAAACGCGAAGAAAAUGCGUUCGUCAAGGCCAAGGAACUUUUACAGUCGGAUACGGUACUCGUGCAUUACGAUCCGAAGAAGAAGCUAGUGUUGUCGUGUGAUGCUUCUCCUUAUGGCCUUGGUGCGGUUCUAUCGCAUGUCGAGCCAGACGGCAAGGAACGGCCUAUCGCCUACGCGUCGCGUUCGCUGGCACCGGCUGAAAAGAACUACUCUCAAUUGGAUAAGGAGGGCGCAGCCCUUAUCUUUGGUGUGAAAAAGUUUCACCAGUAUUUAUAUGGAAGGACAUUUACCAUAUAUACAGAUCACAAGCCGUUAUUGGGGAUUUUCAAGACUGAUCGGGCCAUUCCGACUAUGGCAUCUGCGCGCAUCCAGAGGUGGGCGCUUCUACUCGCGGCAUACGAGUAUGACUUAAUCUACCGUCCGGGAACAUUGAAUGCUAACGCCGAUGGGCUUAGUCGAUUACCUCUGAGUGAAACUGUAGAUGAGGUACCAGUUCCAGGAGAAAUGAUUUUGAUGAUGGACACGCUUAACUCUUCGCCCGUAACCUUUGAGCAAGUGCAAACCUGGACAAAACAGGACCCUACGUUACAGGAAGUUAUCGGCUGGGUGUACAGAGGUUGGGGAGAGAAGUGUCCGAAUGAACGGUUAAAACCCUAUCACAACCGGAGACAUGAACUCAAUCUGUAUGAGGAUGUUCUACUGUGGGGGAAUCGCAUAGUAAUCCCUACAUUUGGACGAGCAUCGUUGUUCGACGCCCUUCAUGAAGGUCACCCAGGCAUCGUCAAGAUGAAAAGUUUUGCUCGAGGGUACGUCUGGUGGCCAGGCAUUGACGCCGAAAUCGAGGAGCGAGUGAAGUGUUGUGAGUCGUGUCAACUACAGGCUUCCAUACCGGCAAUGGCACCACUUCAUUCAUGGGACUGGCCAUCGAGGCCAUGGUCACGCGUACAUGUGGACUACGCAGGUCCAUUUCUGGGUAACAUGUACCUGGUCGUCAUUGACGCAUAAAGUAAGUGGGUUGAGAUUUUGGUUACAAACUCAUCCAC
Molecule: messenger RNA, 3261 nt
Organism: Mizuhopecten yessoensis (Yesso scallop)
Lineage: Eukaryota; Metazoa; Mollusca; Bivalvia; Pectinida; Pectinidae
Exons: 1
Coding region: 65-3223 (1052 amino acids)
Molecular function (GO): nucleic acid binding; zinc ion binding
Source: RefSeq, a predicted model, not a curated record